Messenger RNA from Tricharina praecox, 177 nucleotides. RefSeq lists its product as uncharacterized. The record is from RefSeq and is a predicted model, not a curated record. NCBI's taxonomy places the organism in Eukaryota, Fungi, Ascomycota, Pezizomycetes, Pezizales, Pyronemataceae. The transcript is spliced from 2 exons. Bases 1 to 177 code for a protein of 58 amino acids.
AUGUCCUCGCUGAAUAGGAAGCAGGAGAAGAAGAAGAAGAAGAAGAAGAAGAAGAAGAAGAAGAAGAAGAAGAAGAAGAAGAAGAAGAAGAAGAAGAAGAAGAAGAAGAAGCAGAAGCAUACGGCCCCGCCAUGGACGCUAGCGUCGACUCCCGCCAACGUUGAUGCUCCCCACUAA